CGUAAACGCCCAUUUCCAAGCGAGGGGUGCGGACGAAACGCAUCAGAAACCUCGUUUCUCGUUUUCCGUGGCGGGCGCGCCAUCUUGGAUUUACGCCGGCACAGCGCUGAUUUUACAAGGAAAUUUGGACCAAAGUUACCGCAUAUUGAGCUCAGCUCUAUUUUCUAAUUCGUAAGGAAGACCCCACUACCCUCAAUCAUUCGACUCAGGAAUGCAGUAGGUACGAAGAAUUCUGACAGUGAAGAGAGCCGUAGGCUUGUUGAAGGUAUAAUGGCGCAUGGAACGGCUAGGCUUGUCUAAGUUUAUCCCCGAGUUGAGUUGAUUUUCCUUGUUUUGCUGCGUUUGCCUGAUUCCGACACAUUUCGCAAGCUUAUGUUGGGCGCCAGCUGCUUGAAAGCAACUUCUCCUUUAUUCAAAGUUUCAAUCCGUUCAUCCGCAAAAUGGCGUUGCCCAGUAGGGCACGAGUCUAUGCAGAGGUGAAUUCUCACAAGCCGCGAGAUUACUGGGACUAUGAAUCAUAUGUUGUAGAUUGGGCGCAACAAGAUGACUAUCAGUUAGUGCGCAAACUUGGAAGAGGGAAGUACAGUGAAGUGUUUGAAGCAAUGAAUAUUGCCAAAAAUGAACGAUGUGUAGUCAAAAUAUUAAAGCCUGUGAAGAAGAAGAAGAUUAAGAGAGAAAUUAAGAUCUUGGAAAAUUUGCGUGGUGGCACAAACAUAAUCACACUGCAGGCAGUGGUGAAGGACCCGGUGUCCAGAACACCAGCACUCAUUUUUGAACAUGUGAACAACACUGACUUCAAACAGCUGUAUCAAACUCUAACAGACUAUGACAUUCGUUACUAUCUGUAUGAAUUACUGAAGGCUUUAGACUACUGUCAUAGUAUGGGAAUCAUGCACAGGGAUGUGAAGCCUCACAAUGUCAUGAUUGACCAUGAGAACAGAAAAUUGAGACUCAUUGAUUGGGGUCUUGCAGAAUUCUACCAUCCAGGCCAAGAGUACAAUGUCCGUGUUGCAAGCCGUUAUUUCAAAGGGCCUGAGUUGCUAGCAGACUACCAGAUGUAUGAUUAUUCUCUAGACAUGUGGUCUUUGGGUUGCAUGUUGGCUAGUAUGAUCUUCAGGAAAGAACCAUUUUUCCAUGGACAUGACAAUUAUGACCAGUUGGUGAGAAUUGCCAAGGUGCUAGGCACUGAAGAAUUGUUUGAGUAUCUUGAGAAGUACCAUGUUGAACUAGAUCCUAGAUUUAAUGACAUUCUUGGCAGACAUUCACGAAAGCGAUGGGAACGUUUUGUCCACACUGAAAAUCAACAUUUGGUUUCCCCUGAAGCAUUGGAUUUCUUGGAUAAACUCCUACGAUAUGAUCAUUAUGAGAGGCUGACAGCACGAGAAGCUAUGGAACAUCCUUACUUCUACCCCAUUCUAAAGGAUCAGGGGCGUCUCAAUAUGGUUUCUUCCUCACCUACUCCCAUGUCAGGCACUGGGCCUGCUGGUGAAUAGGAUUACAGGUGGAAAUUUGGUUAAUUUUUACUUGCCAACACCACCUGUUAUUUUACCAACAUCAACUGGCAACAGUAAUCUACAACCAUGACUAUGAAGUGGUUGUAUGAAGUAAUUAUUCCAACAAACUAGAAACAAGAAAAUGAAGUGAUUAGCAUUUUUCCGUAAUGGAAACCUAUUUAAAUGGUAAAACAUUUUGUAAGGUUACCUGCUGGACAUUUGUUUAAAGAAGAAAAACUGGAAGAUGUUUCUUCAUUUUGACAUGUUAAAGAUAAUUCAGUAAGAUCUCUUAAGCAUUUUAUGUAUCUAUAGCUGAGGAUUAAAACAGGAGCAAAUAGAAAAUGUUGAAGGGGCUGCUUGUUUGCUACUGCUUUAACCAUUCAAAAAGCUGUAAGAGCACUUACUGCAUUAACUAUACCAUGCACUUUAGUUACUUCAGAUCAAACAAUCUUGUAUUGUAUGUGUGUGUGUGUGAAUGUGUGUGCGCUUGUAUGGCUGAAUAUCUGUGGACAAGUUGCUGUUGGCUGCAUUUUUCAGUUUUGAUUCCGUACUUGGGAGUUUGAUCUGCUGUUUUCAUUUAAUGUACUUGCAAUUCUCUAUUAUUUUAACAGAACAUAGUAUUGGAAUUACCAGGGAUCCAGCUGGUAAUCAAAAUUGCCAAUUGACACUUGUCACACAAUUUACUUUACAGCAGCUAUAGGUCUAAACUGUACCUUUCAGUCUUUUUAAAUGUUAGUUCAAGUAAUUUAAUAUAGAGAUGCAAAACUGAAUACUGAUAGUAGGAAACUUUGUAUUUGAAUUACAUUGGGAAGAGUGUCCAUUGUGAUUAUUUUGAGGGUUCUCUUAAGCUCUCCUCACUUUCAGACACCUAGUUCUAUACUGUACAUGAAUGUCAUUAAACAUCUUUUAUCCCAAGACAACCAAAUUUCGUCUCAUUUUUUGUGCAAUUUAUUUAUUGUAAAGUCUUGUAUCUUUUCUAGUUGAAUGGAAAGUAUAGCUCAGUUUAUGUACUAAUGAAUUGUCCUACAAUUGAGGGCCCUUAUCAAUUUUCUUUCUACCCUCUACUUGAGUUAACAUUGUGAUAUUUGUUCUCAAGCCUGAAAGCAGCUUUUGUAUGGAUAAGAAACCUGACACUUUUCAUCCGAUCUAAAUGACAAGCAUGUUCUGGCAAAAGCAAGAAUACUCCUAAGCUCUGAAUUCUAACAGAAGCAAAGUCUGGAAAUUUAAGGGUAAUUAUUAAUGUACAUUUUACCUUGUAUACCUCAGUUCUGUUGUGAAAAAUCAUGCAUAUAUUGGGGUCUGAAGUGAUAAAAAAGAAAAAUCACUGUUGGGGGUACUGGAAUGACAUACUUUCAUUACAAUUUCAUCUGGGAACCUGUAAAACCUAUUUUCUCGUAUAUUUUGUGUGCACUGCCCACUCACAUUGAGUUCACUGUGUAUAUUGUGUUUUCUUUUUUUUAAUUUUUAUUAUAUUGAAAUCUAAUCCAUUGUAAACAUUGUGACAUUUUCCAGUGAUAAACAGCUGAUGUUCCAUGAAUAUUGUUAGCAUUUUCUGUGGAGUUGUUCAUUUCCUGUAUUGUGGACUUGUUUGCUUCUUGCUGAGUGCAUGUGACAUUUUUGUUGUAUAUAUGUGCCGAUAUACAGCAGCUGAUUAAAUGGAUGUUAUUCAUUUUC
Molecule: messenger RNA, 3167 nt
Organism: Frankliniella occidentalis (western flower thrips)
Lineage: Eukaryota; Metazoa; Arthropoda; Insecta; Thysanoptera; Thripidae
Gene: CkIIalpha
Product: casein kinase II subunit alpha
Exons: 9
Coding region: 441-1493 (350 amino acids)
Biological process (GO): protein phosphorylation
Cellular component (GO): cytosol; protein kinase CK2 complex; nucleus
Molecular function (GO): ATP binding; protein serine/threonine kinase activity
Source: RefSeq, a predicted model, not a curated record